UCCCCCCCCUUUUUUUUUGUGUGUGUGUGUGAACCUUCCUUGCACCCUGAGCAGUUUUUUUGUGUGUUAAGGUACAGUGUUUGUUAUGUUGGAAUUUGGAAACUAGACUAACAAAGCUGUCAACCAUGUAUAGCAUGCACCCUGACAUGUUAGUACUAGGCAUUGUUUCAAAGUACAUGGAUCAGGAAUGCAUCAUUUCUAGUGAUAUCACUUAAUGUGAAGGUGCCAAAAAACAUUGUUAUUGUUCUUUUAGAAGAGUAAUUUUGCGCACUUCACUUUUGUGAGUUUGCUUUUCCAUAUAGAAUUACCCAAGAAUUGGACUUAACUUCUAAGCAUGUUAUGCUUGCUUAUUCUCAUGCUGGUUUAUGGAUAGAACUUGAAGGAAUGGAAUAUCCCUAAAGAACUAUCUAUGAAUAGAAGCUCGUGGAAGUUAGCAAUCCACGUGUCAGAGCCAUAACUUAUGCAUCAGUCUCCUUGUACCGUUAUUACUUUUAUUUUUUACUAUUAAUAGUGCCUUUAUUAUUAUUAUUAUUAUUGUUUUCCCAUCAUCUUUUUAGUUGAAUCUCGUGGGUUUUAUCCCCAGCCUACCCCAACUUGUUUGGGACAAAGGCUUUGUUGUUGAUACUCAUGCUAGUGCGUGUGUAAUCACUGCCUAGUGUCUACUGCAUUCAGCUAAUCAUAAAAUUACAUUAUUUUCAUAUGUUUCCUUCUUGUUCUUGGUGUUCAUGAUUGUUUGGUUCCUUAUUAGUUCCGAUUUGUCUCAUACUUUUUUUUUUGCUCUCUUUAGAGCUUCUGUUUUGGAACUUGGAGCUACUCAGUAACAAACGUUAGCACAGUGAAAUACUUUUUCUUUAAUCUUUUGAUGUAUACAGUAAUACAAUAGCUUAGGAAAAAAUAUCCUUGAAAAGCGAAAAAUGGUUGUGCCAUCAGGGAACAUUUUUAUAACAUCGUUCCAUAUAUUUUUUGAGUGAAUUGCACAAAACUAUAAGUAUUGUGUUAUUUGUAACACAAAACUACAAGUAUUAUGCACCAAUUUCACACAAACCCCGAUUUUAAUUUAAUUUAUUCAGAAAAUGGUCUUAUGUUUCUCCAAAAUUCUUAGAACUUUUUGUAUGUGUUCUAUAAUCCAUGUGGAACCCAUUUUAAUUGGAUUCACCCAAAAAGCAUGUGUAUAAUUUAAACUAAAAUUCUCCAAAUAUGCUACUUUUAUAACUCCUAACAAUUAUUACAGCCUCAAAUAAAAUCCCAAAAACCUGAGGAAAUUCACUAAUAUUCUUCUUAUAUGAUGGACUAAUUUAUCAAAUUAUUUUCAGCCUUAGGUUAUAUGUUGAACAAGUAAGUUCCUUUGUAAGUAUAUAAAUGGAGCAUUACAAAGGAUCACUUUUUCACCAUAUAACAUAGGGAUAGAAAUAAUUUUAGAAAUUGUUACAUCAUAUAGUAAGAAUAUUAGUGAAUUGUUCCAGAUUUUUGGGAUUUUAUUUGAGGCCCUGACAAUUGUUAGGGUUUAUAAAAGUAGCCUUUUUUGGAGAAUUUUAGUUUAAAGUCUACACAUGUUUUUUUAUGAACCCAAUUAAAAUGGGUUGCACAUGGAUUAUGGAACACGUACAAAAAGUUCUAUGAUUUUUUUGAGAAAUAUAAGACCACUUUUUUGGUGAAUCCAAUUAAAAUCGGAUUUUGUGUGAAAUUGGUUCACAAGUUUUAUGUUACUAAUCACAAUACUUAUAGUUUUGUGUUACAAAUGGCACAAUACUUAUAGUUUUGUGCAAUUCACUCUAUAUUUUUCAUAAGGUCCCUUCUCAAGUUGGCUGUUUUGAGAAUAAGUGCACCACUUGUUCAACUAUCCAGUAUGGCAAUAUCCAUUAAUUUGAUGUCUGCCGCAGUCUAUGUCACCACUGAGGUGGCAAUCUGGAGUAAUUAAACUAUAUUCCUUCAAUAGCAAUUUCAGUUUGAAAAGAAAGAAUAUUCCAAACAAUUUGUGAACCUCCCAAUUCAUUGUAUUCUUGUAUUCUCACAAGUUGUGAGCAGAAUUUUCCAUUUCAACAGGAUAAGAUAUGGAUGAAUUUUCAGUGGAUAUGAUCUGUUGCUGUCAACAGUUUGGAGCAACAUAAGAAUGUGCUUCAAAUUGUUGGACAAUCUGUCAUCAUCUGAAUUGUGAAGAAUUUCAUUUUAUAUUAACCAACGCCUAUUCUAGUCAUGUUUACUACCUAGCUGAGGAUCCUGAAAGGAAGUUUACUAAGUAGUUCACGCCUUGAAGUUCAAAUAAAUGUUACUUUGUUACUUCAGUACAGUAGAAUUUUAUUCUUAUGUAAUGCUUUGAUGCAAGAAAUCUGUUUUUAUAAAAUUGAAGUUGAAACUAUUCUUUUCCAAAUUCAUAUUGAUGUUGGCAUUAAACUAAAAUUUAACAUUGAUAAAAUUGUUAUCAGUGUCAAAUCAAUUUAAAUCUACACUUGUUACAUGUUUGUAGUCAUCAUAUAGUUUGAAAGUUGAAAUCUGUCAUUCGAGAAUGUCAUGUGGAGCCAUUUUGCAGUUGUUCUAUAUGUAGAACUUGCCUGUGAUGUUUAUGUUUCCAGAUACUUCAAAGUAUAAUUCUUAACUUUUAUCCUUGGAAAUUAUACUCUACUCCCAUUUAUUUUGGAUUCUUUUGGAAUUUACCUUUCCAUUAUAGUUGCAUAUUGCUCUAGAAUUUCGUUCCCAAAUUUUUUUGUGAUCAAAUAGGAGCUUAGUGAAAAAGAAGCUGGGAAUAAUUCCAUAGGCCAAUCUGGCAUCUUUUCGUGCAGUCCCUCUUAACAAGGUUAUGUGCUGGUUCAAAUGGGGUUUAUAAAUUUCAGAUGCCUUUUCUUCCUUUCUGAAACAAAAUAGUUCAGAUCCCCACUUAAGAUAUGGAAUGCAUAAUCAUAUAUUAUAUUAGUCUGUGACAGAUUUGAGUUUCCCUGUUCUAUUUAAGAGACAGGCCUCUAGGAUUGCCUAUUGUUUUGACUUAAAAGUUCGCUGAGUGAUAAAACAAUAGCAUUUGCUGUGCCCUCAACAUAUUCGAGGUGCUAUCUUUUUUUUUGUUCGUCCAAAGAUUUCAGAUGCAAAACAAGUUGAUUUUGGCAGGCCUGUAGCAGGUGACAAUCUGCCAAUUCUAUACUACCUUAUGUUAAUGGGCAAAAAAACCUGAGCUGUAUACAGAGUGCAAUGUUAUAUCAGAGAAAGUUGAAGCAGCAACAGUUUAGAUGCCUUGCAUGCACAAAUUUUCUUUUUUACUUGUCUAUUUUAGCAAACUCCACGCCUCUGUCAAUUCGAUAGUCUCCAUAGUUCAUAACUGUUUCAUUAUUGUAUAUGGUGAUGCUUUUUUUUUAUUUGUGCAAUAUAUCGCCGCAGUGUACAUAGUUAUUUCUUUCAGGAUUCCAUGCUUUUCCCUCACAGUACUGUAGUUUUGCAGCUUCAGCAUUUAGACAGCCUUGCUUGAAAUCAUCAAUAUUUGGAUCAGCACCAUGUUUCUUUGGUAAGAUAUUGCCCAAGGGUAUUCAUGCAGCUAUUCCUGUGACACCGUUAAUUGGGGCUAUUGAUGUGCUGAAUGCCUUCAAAGAUGAAUGAGGGAGUUGUGCUUAACCCUACUUUCUUACCAAAUACAUCAAAUGCAUUUGAUGCGUCACUUCAGUCCUCACUGUCUUACUGGAGUCAACAUGUAAUGCGUGCACACAUCAAUAAACUAAUGGAUGUAGAAAGAGACUGAUGAGUUUCAUACGUCAGGGAAAAAGAGGGGUCUGGUUGAAGAUACUGGAAGAUCAAGCUGAUCUAGUUCCUAUUGCAAUAAAGGCAAGGUUCAUUUAUCAUCAUGCAGAACCAGGGUAUGUGAUGCUAACUUUCUGGCUUCCAGACAGGCCUUCUGCUCUGCCUUCUACUGCAUUGCAUCAAAUUGGUGUUGGAGCAUUUGUCAUGAAUGACAAAAGAAAGUUUGAACACCUAUUUUCUGGAGCCAUAAGGGAAGUUAGAGAAGAAACUGGGAUAGAAACUUCUUUCCUGGAUGUGGUUGCAUUCAGGUAUAUAAAAAAAAACUCAAUUAAGUCAUGUGAACCUUUUCGCCAAGCAUUUCUUUUCGAGAAAUAUUUUGUGAUUUUACUCUACUCAUACAGGCAUGCACAUCGAGUCCCUUUUGAGAAAUCAGAUAUACUCUUUCUUUGCACCCUCAAGCCAUUGUCAUUUGACAUCUCAAUUGAUGAGUCAGAGAUUGAAGCAGCAAUGUGGAUGCCAAUUGACGAAUUUCUCAGCCAACCGAUCCAUCAAGAGGAUGAAAUGUGCAAGAAAAUAAUUGACAUCUGGAUUGCUAAACAUCAGAAGUGUUACGAAGGGUUCGCUGCUCAUCAGGUGAUGUUGAAGCUCGACAACAGGGUUGCUUAUCUUUACUUUGGGGAUACCAGUGAAGUAACCGGACUUGUGCCUGAGACGAAACCGAAUGAAGAAGAGACCGAAGGAGUCUUCCCAACAGGGGAAAGAGGUCCUGUCGAAAUAUUUGGUAGAAAUUCGACUAAUUGACAAGUGUUGCCAUCAUAUGGACUAAUGCAUUGCGCAGGCAGCAAUCAGCUUUAUAUCAGUUAAAGAGCAUAGCAUGUAUCGGUCAACUGUUAUGAAUAACACUUGUAUUGAAUACACCUAUGGGCAAUAUAUAGAGUGCAUUAGUGCGUGACAGAAAAAGAAUAUACUAAUGAAUAUGUCUCCUUACAUACAAGGGAUUCUAUAUUUUCUAAUAUUUUUUUAAAUAUAA
Messenger RNA from Phragmites australis (common reed), 4747 nucleotides. RefSeq names its product nudix hydrolase 8-like. The transcript has 5 exons. Gene Ontology annotation, molecular function: ADP-ribose diphosphatase activity; NAD binding; NADH pyrophosphatase activity. Lineage: Eukaryota; Viridiplantae; Streptophyta; Magnoliopsida; Poales; Poaceae. The record is from RefSeq and is a predicted model, not a curated record. Bases 3718 to 4518 code for a protein of 266 amino acids.